AAAAAAAAAAAAAAAUCUCUCUUUAAUCUUCUCGGACAGGCCACGUCUUCAUCCUUACAAUCCUCAGACAGAGAGUCCAGCUUCUGUUUUCUUUCCCGCCACCAACAAUUUCCACUCUCAAACUCAAAUAAAACAAGGACAAAGAAAGAAAGAGAAGAAAAGUAGGAAACCCAUUGCCCCCAAAAUUCCCAAAACCAUGAAUUCUUUGCUGGGCGUUCGUCCAAUUACUGCCUGCUCAAACUCCAAUUCCUUCUCUCGCUCCGCAAUUUUCGUUGCACUCGCCGUCGCUUCGCCUUCCCUCAAUGUCUCGGCGUCGUCGCUGAGUCUGACGAUUCCGACUCCGAAGAGAAUCCAUCUCUCGCACACUGCUCUGAGAUCUCGGUCUUUUUCAAAUUCCCAAAUGGGUCAUCGGGGAGGAGAAGAGGAAAAAGAAGAAGAAGAAGAAGAAGAUGUCCAAGUUGAAGACCUCAGGGUUCCAGACCAUUGGUUGGAACCUUCCAAGGCCUUGGAGGAAUCAGAGUGGCUGAGGGUUACACUGCAUAAAUGGUUGGAUGAUGAGUACUGCCCAGAAGCCACCAACGUCAAAAUAAGCAAGGUUGCUGCUUUCUCGUACUACAAAAGUUUAACAGAAAAGCAGACAGACCUCGGUGAGAUUCUGCUGAAGAUGGCCAGAGAAUUGGAAACCAUUUCAUAUCAAGAGAGUUUUCAUGGGGCAUUCUCAUCAGCCAACGCAGCUAUAAACUUGAUUGCUGAACGCAUAGAUCAGCAGGCCUAAUUUUCUAGCUAAUUGGAGCUUUGAUCAAAGACCAAGCAAGAAGACAAGACAACCCAUGAAAAGAAACUCGUUCUCAAGACUGGCUUCCUCGGAAGUUGUGCAGUGAAGUAACCACCAACCAAGUCCUUGAACAUGGGGUUCAGUCAGGUCCUUAUUCUGCCACUUCUAAUUGCAAUUUUGAUGUUCUCUUGUGCUGAACUUGCAGAAGACGUUAAAAGCAAGAGCCAAAUAUGUCAGUUUCAGUUUCACCACUCUGGCCCCCCAAGACGGGUCCCUAGUGCUUGAUGGUCUCAAUUUCACGUGAUGCUAUUUUUUAGGACAGACAAUUCAUAAACACUUCGAGAUUCAAAAGCUCCUAAAAAAUUCAUCUAAUAAAUUUAAUAAUGAAGAAGUCAUUCACUUCAUCGUACUGUUUAUUAUAAUAAAUAGAUGUACACACCCUAUCACAACUAGAAUCAAGAAAAGGGAUGCAAAAAACAGUGUGAUUCUUGCAACUAAAAUAAGGGCAAAGCUAUGCUACAUGCUACCCAUGUAUCAUAUAUGUAUGAGAUGAGAGAGUGGCACGUGGAGUUAUUACCAGUGACAGUAAAAUUGCAUUUUAUGUUAUCACGUGUUACUUGAUAAUUUCGUCAAGAUUAUAAUUUUUUUUUUUUUUUGUAUCACGUACUAUGUGAAGGGGUUUGUUUUUUA
Molecule: messenger RNA, 1465 nt
Organism: Morus notabilis
Lineage: Eukaryota; Viridiplantae; Streptophyta; Magnoliopsida; Rosales; Moraceae
Exons: 3
Coding region: 197-775 (192 amino acids)
Source: RefSeq, a predicted model, not a curated record